Molecule: messenger RNA, 1164 nt
Organism: Panicum hallii
Lineage: Eukaryota; Viridiplantae; Streptophyta; Magnoliopsida; Poales; Poaceae
Product: auxin-responsive protein SAUR71-like
Exons: 1
Coding region: 244-639 (131 amino acids)
Biological process (GO): response to auxin
Source: RefSeq, a predicted model, not a curated record
AAUCAGAGAAAGACCUUUGCAGGCUCCUCCAUAACUCCGGUCUGGCCGUCCCCUCCCCCGCCGUUUAUAAAUGGAGCGGAGCAGCCACAUGGCCACCCCAGUACAAACGCAUUGCUCGCUGUGCUCUGCUGUGCUGUGUCCUCUCAUCUCUGCUCCCACCCCCCCAAGCGCUCCGCACCAGGCAACACCCGCCGCCGCCGCCGCCGCCGGGCCUCUUCAGCACCCUCCGUUCCGUUCCGCAGCAUGAAGCGCCUGCUCCGGAGGCUCUCCCGCGUGGCCGCGGCCGACGCCUGCGCCGCCGCCGCGUACCAGCCGCUCCGCGCGGCGCCCAAGGCCGCCGCCGCUCCGGCGUCCGGCGCGCGGCUCCUGGGCGGCGGCGCGCGCGUGCCGGAGGGCCACGUGCCGGUCUGCGUCGGCGAGGAGGGCGGGCCCGUCGAGCGCUACGCCGUGCGCGCCGAGCUCCUGGGCCGGCCCGCCUUCGCCGCGCUCCUCCGCCGCGCCGCGCAGGAGUACGGGUACGGCCACCCCGGCGCGCUCCGCAUCCCCUGCGCCGUCGCCGACUUCCACGACCUCCUCCUCCAGCUCGCCUACCCCUCCGCCGACCACGCCGACGACGAGGCGGCGGUCUGCUACUACUAGGCGCCGCCGCAUCGGCGGCAUCCCUACACCGCCGGCGCCCUCCCCGUCCCGCCCUUGCCGUCCGGGGGACAAAAAUCGCGGAGGGUGUAAUUGAGAUUUGCCCCCACGGUAAAACGGUGGCGCCGCCGGGGACCGCAGCGCCAAGCGCUGCCCGUGUUCUUACCGAUUUGCCCCUGCGUGGGAGGCCUGUACAUACGGAGGAUGGGGGUACAACGGGGAUUUCGCCCGCCUUUUCUCCUGCAGCUGGACAGUUUUAGUACCUGCUGUCUGGUAGGAAUUAGGGGAAAUUUUCCUUCUUUUUUUUCUCCAGCUUCUUCCUCCCGUGUUCUUGGGUGCUCGUCUAGAUCUAGCUGUGGCAGCGUGGCUUCUAGCUCUAGUGGUGGUUGUAAUGGAGUGGUAGUGGCCUAGUGGAAGCACCUGCCUUGUUGUUUUUCCUAGGGGUUUUGAGAUCUUAACAAUACAAUGUAUGCCGCAAGGCUGCUGAUCUCGUGACUGAGACCGAGGAAGUUCAAGUGCAAAUUGCCA